Molecule: messenger RNA, 597 nt
Organism: Acanthoscelides obtectus
Lineage: Eukaryota; Metazoa; Arthropoda; Insecta; Coleoptera; Chrysomelidae
Source: the annotation of a GenBank genome assembly
UUAUUUUUAUUUGGAAAUCAUUUUGCUUAGAAAGAUGCAUAAUAUGAUAGCUGCGUUAUUUUUGUUCUCACUGUGUUAUGUACAUAACAUUCAGGCUAAGGUGACAAUUCACAGAUUCGAAGAUUGUGAAAAAGGCAAAGAUUAUUCCUUGUCAGUGGACAUGAAGAUCAAGCAUGAUGGUGAUAAAAAUAUAGUAGAAGAAGGAACAAUAACCAAUAAAAUAGACUUCACUAAAGAUAUCAAGGCGGUUCUCGAAGUUUUCUCUGAGGAAGGAGGUCAAUGGAAACAACUGGCUAAGAAAGAAGACGAUCUGUGUAAUAUAAGAGAAACUUUCAUUGGAGAAUUUGCAGAAGAAGUGGAAAAAGCUGCUGGAAUCACAGACACGUGCUUAAUAAAGAAGGGUGAAUACAAGUUAUCGAACUUCGUAGCAGAUUUUACCAAAGUCAAAUAUACUGAUUUCCCCGAAGGCAAAGUAAAAGUCCGUACUGAGAUGCACAAGGAUGCAGACAUAGUGGGAUGCUUAGAAGUUGAAUUUACACUUCAAAAAUAAUGUUAGGAAUAAUAAUACAGUAAAUAAAGAUGCUAAUCUGAGAACAA